Messenger RNA from Ilex paraguariensis (yerba mate), 1155 nucleotides. The record is from the annotation of a GenBank genome assembly. Lineage: Eukaryota; Viridiplantae; Streptophyta; Magnoliopsida; Aquifoliales; Aquifoliaceae.
AUGACAACCAUGCCAAUGCAGGCGGUGGUGGGGUCGAAUUUCCGGGUUUCUGAAAUGGGAUAUGAGAAUUCAAUGGUGGAGAUAGGUUACUCAGGUAACCAGAUAACACUGCCAAAGCCCGUUCAAGCUGCGGCCACCACUUCUUCCGACUCCCAGGUGGGUGGCGGAAGGAAGCGGCGAUUCACAGAUGAGAUGAUGGAGAAGACUAUUGAAAGGAGGCAAAGGAGGAUGAUCAAGAAUCGCGAGUCGGCUGCUAGGUCAAGGGCAAGGAAACAGGCCUACACCAAUCAGUUGGAGCAUGAUGCAUUUCAACUAAGGAGAACAAAUGAUUGGCUCAAAAAGCAGAAGUUAGAUGUAGAUGAAUCCCCAAGGACUACUGCUCGAGCAAAGCAAUUGUUGGUCUGCCAAGUGAAACUUGGUGCUGGGCAAAGUCUCUCUCCUAACUCUAAAGUCUCUGGUCUCUGGUCUCUAUUUACAGCAUUGAAGCCUUUGGAUCUGCUUAGCUACGCGUUUUCACUUCUCAAGGUGUCGACCGUACAAAUGGAGGUGAUCGCUAACCAGGCUUUGCUAACGUGCGCUAGGGACACUCUAUCCACUUUGCUGACCUCGAUUGCUGUUAUGGUCAAUGCUGAGGAUUCCAUGGCACUGUUGAUGACAAACGGACCCAAAGGUGAAGGAGAACAUCACGGCAAAAGCCAAUCAGAAUUGGUUGAUGUCGAGGGAGGAGCUGGCCGAUCCGAAUUGGAUGAUGUCGAGGGAGAAGAUGGAGAUGAAAAUGCCAAUGAUAUUGCUGAUGGCGGGGAGGACGGUGGCCUUGGAGGAGGCGAAGAGGACCCAUCUUCUGAAGAGGCAGGAGGGUACGGCAACAAUCCCAACAUCAAUGGCAAUGCCAAGAAUGAACCUGAAGGAGGAGCUGGUGGAGCAGGUGAAGAGAAUGGAGAGGACAAAGAUGAUGAUGAGGGCCAGAAUGACGAAGAUGACAAAGAAGAUAACCACAAUGAGGAAGAAAAUGAUGAUGAUGACGAUGAGGAGGAGGAGGAGGAUGGUGAGGAUGUGGAUGAGGAAGAAGUUCAAGAAGAAGAAGAACCAGAGGAUGAUGAGGAAGAGGAUGAAGACGAGGCAUCCCUUCAGCCUCCUAAGAAGAGGAAGAAGUGA